UAAAUUUUUGUUUUGAAUUUUUUCAAGAAAGUACUAAUUUUUAUUUUUUUAAAAAGAAGUUAUUUGUUUUUUUUUUUUAAUUCUUUAACACAAAAAACGAAUUAUGUCUCAUUGUGGAAGUUUUUGGGCAACAUUAGAGCUUCUUGUCUCAAUUAGAGGCAAAAAUGAUUUAAAUUCACAAUUAUUUAAUGAAGAAAUUGAGGAUUGGGUGGAUAAUUUUUGUGAUUUUUUAUCAUCACAUCAAGAGGAGAAUACUGAAGAAGAAAAAGAAAAAUCUCCAAUUGAUUAUAAUCUCAUAGAGUGCAACAUUACUCAUCCCCUUGUGAAAUCAAAAUUGGAAAUGUUAAUGGGAAGUAAUAUUGUGAGGCUCACAGACCGGAAAUACAUGCUCAAAUUAAUGUCGAAAAUUCAACAGGAUCAUGAAACGAAACAGCAAAUUAGAAUAGAAGAAAGAAUGAAAGAAGAACUGUCACGAACAAAAAUGAUGAUUUUAAAAAGAUUGAUGCCAAUUCAAGAAGCCCCAGAAGAUAUUAGACAACAUUCAUUGUUUCAGCUUUAUGUACAGUGUGACUCGAUAAUUCAACAAACAUGUAAAAAGGAGACAAGAAAAUUGACUCGCUUAAGGAAAUCUUUAUAUCGAAUGCUUUAUCCAAACGCAACAACCUUGGAAAAAGAUGAACUUGAAGAGGAGGAGAAUGUUUACUUUAAGAAAAUAACAACAAAUGAAAUAGAAACUGAAUUGGUACCAUUAACAGAUAAGGAGAUUUUUGCAUAUUUAAGAGAACAAGAGGAGAAAAAAGAUAUGGAACGUGGUUAUAUUUUGAGCCAGGAAGAUUUCGACCGACUUCACUAUGAAACGGAAGCUGUCAAAAGCCUUCGGGACGCCAAGAUGAAAUCAUUCGUUUGCUGCCUUUGCCUUGUGGCUUCACUUCAAAUAAAAAAAUCAUUGAGUUUAUCCAAUAAAGAAGAAUUUGAUAAUAAUAAUAAUAAUUGGGAAGAUAUUACAAAUGAAAAUUACGCCGAUAAUUCACAAAUUGAUUAUUUUGCUAAUGAUUACACAAAAUCUUCCACGCAACCGAGCAAAGCAGAUCUCUUAGAAUUGUCAAAAAUUUUAGAAAAAUUACUUGAACAAAAGGGGCCAUGGAAAGCACCUCUUGUUGUAUUUCAAGUACCAUCACAACAAAUUGACAAUAAUUUAGAUUUCACUUUCAAAGAUAAUGAACAUAAUCUUAAAAAAAGAUCUAGAUAUUAUCGUCGAUAUCCGUGGAAGAGGCGGAAUUCUAGCGAUUACGAUUACAGAGAAGAGCAAUAUUUAUGUAUGCCAUCAAGAAGAGAAGUUUUCAAAUUAUUGGUCGCACUUCAUGGUGCACGUGGACAUGAAAAAUUUUUAAGACCGGAUGACGUUGAUUUUUGCAAACGUCACAAACCCGGAGGUUCAGUUUUUACUAAUAUUCGAUUUUUGGGCCGCCGAAAAUAAAUCGCUAUAUAUACGUUUAUACGAUGAUUGGCAUAAUAUUAAAAAAUUUUCAAUUGUCAAUUAUAAAUUGUAUUUUUUCAAUUAAUAUUUCAAUAUAAUUUUUAAUAAUUCCAAUAAAAAUAAUAAUUAUUAUAAUAAAAAAAAAAUUAAUAAUAAUUAUUAUUGUUUUAUGAAUUACAAGUGUAUUAGUACAAUAAAAAAAUAUAAUUAAUUAAUUCAGAUUACAACUGUAUAUAAAUUAAUUAAUUAAUUGUA
This is a messenger RNA of Leptopilina boulardi, 1732 nucleotides long. RefSeq lists its product as uncharacterized. The transcript has 8 exons. Bases 104 to 1477 code for a protein of 457 amino acids. Lineage: Eukaryota; Metazoa; Arthropoda; Insecta; Hymenoptera; Figitidae. The record is from RefSeq and is a predicted model, not a curated record.